GCAAAAGUCCACACAGCCCAAGAAAAGUCCAUAAUCUCCGACUCCCCCUACUUUUAGUUCAUCUUUUAUAGAUGCUCCUUCUUCCUUCUUUAUAUGGUUCCAACCACUUUAUUAUACAUUCAAUUCUGAUUUAUCUCCCCCGUCUUCAUCUUCGCCGGAAAACCAGAAGAAAUAAUGAUGAGAAGUAACGGCCAGAGAAAUGGGGUUCGGCAGUACAAGAAAUCUGCGUUGCCGCGUCUACAGUGGACGCCGGAGCUCCACGAGCACUUCGUCGACACCGUCGAGAGUCUCGGCGGGCGGUACAAAGCAACGCCAAAGAGAAUUGUGCAGAUGAUGGGAGUAAAAGGAUUAAAGAUUUCUCAUGUCAAAAGCCAUCUCCAGAUGUACAGAAACAUGAGGGAGCGGACAACCUUCGACGUUUUCGUGCCUGCAGAAAGCUGCAACUUCCGUGACGGCAGGCUACAAUAUUCCUCAACUUGGGCUCCCCAAGGGCACACAUUUGAAAGGUUACUAAGACCAAGUUUUGAUGAGAGUGAUGAGGAGAAGAAAUUGGGGUGCUAUUUUUCUGGCAAUAAUGAAAGGAAUGAGAGCAACCCAAUUGGGCAUCACCUAUUUUAUCUGGAAUCGCAGGGAAGUCUGAACUGCGAAAUGACGACGGCCAAGGCGGAAGAAGACGGCGGCGGUCCAAGUGAUGAAACCUUUGAACAGAUCCCACAAUCAGCAUAUAAUAAUGAAGACCACAGAAGACAAGUUUCGCCGGUAAAAGAUGACCGGAACUCUCACUCCGGCGCCGCCUCAACCGACACGGUGGACCUGCGACAUUUGCACUCCACCAAAGACAGCGAAAUCAACCUAGACUUGUCCAUUUCGUGUCCCUAUUGGUAAUCAUAGAUUUCAUAUAUACAUCAAAUUAGGGCUGUUCAUACGUGUUACACAGUACAAUAUUUGUACCGAAUUCAUCGAGUACCCAUUUUCCAACUUUAAUUUAUUUGUUUAUUUUUUGUAAUUUUAAUAUUAGUUCAUUUCACAGCACUUUCAAGUUUACUAUUUUCUUCUUUA
Molecule: messenger RNA, 1059 nt
Organism: Ipomoea triloba (trilobed morning glory)
Lineage: Eukaryota; Viridiplantae; Streptophyta; Magnoliopsida; Solanales; Convolvulaceae
Product: myb family transcription factor PHL4-like
Exons: 5
Coding region: 175-885 (236 amino acids)
Molecular function (GO): DNA binding; DNA-binding transcription factor activity
Source: RefSeq, a predicted model, not a curated record